AUGAUGAUUACCAAUAUUUAUGUUAUCACGGCCAUCGCUGUGAUUGGAGGCUCGCUAUUUGGCUUUGAUCUGUCUUCGAUGUCUGCCAUCCUCCCUACGAACCAAUAUAGAUGCUAUUUCAAUCAGGGACCUAAUGGGCCGCCAUUCAAUAACGCAACCCACUGUUCGGGCCCAGAUGCUACAAUCCAAGGUGGAAUCACAGCCUCCAUGUCUGGAGGCUCUUUUAUUGGGGCAUUGAUCUCGGGCUUCGUGACUGAUAUAUUCGGCCGAAAAUCAGCUAUUCAAAUGGGAGCUAUCAUAUGGUUGGUUAUGCUCCGACCAGCUGAGCCGAAAGCAACUGACAUCAUGCACAACCAGGAUUAUCGGAAGCACACUCUGUUCCGCCUCUCAGAACAUUGCUAUGUUAAUCGUGGGUCGAUUCAUCAACGGCUUCUCCAUUGCCGCGAGGCCUGUCGGUUCGUCGUCGUCGUCCUCCUCGAUCCCAACGUGUUGAAACUGCUGGAGGAGACCUGUUCGGUGCAUGAAGUUGACCACGUAGCGGAGUUAUUGUUUACGCCUGAGUCUCCGAGAUGGUUGGCAAAGAAAGAUCGCUGGGAUGAAUGCUGUCACAUUAUCACUUCUAUUCAUGCUAACAACAACCUCGAUGACGAAUUUAUUCAGAUGGAGAUCCAACAGCUCAAAGAUGCUUGCGAAUUAGAGCGCAACAAGUCCGAUAAUACUUACUUUGAUCUUUUCCGGCCGCAUAUGAUUUGGCGGACUCAUAUCGUCGUCUUCGUCCAAAUAUGGUGUCAACUAACUGGAAUAAAUGCUAUUCUUUAUUAUAUUACAUAUAUAUUUGGAAUGGCCGGCCUCAGUGGCAAUUCCAACUUGGUGGCCUCAUCCAUCAGCUCUGUGAUCAACGUGGUUAUGACAAUACCCGCACUUCUCCUCAUGGACCGGAUCGGGCGUCGUCCAUUGCUCAUAGGAGGUAGUAUUUCUCUUACCAUCUGGUGGACCAUAUGUGCAGGCCUGAUGGGAGGCUAUGGUGCCCCGGCUCCCCUAGGUGGUCUGAACCAUAUUGCUGAAGUGAGUUGGUUGAUCACAGGAUCUCCCGCCAAGGUUGUGAUUGCUUGCUCCUAUCUCAUUGUGGCCUCUUUCGCCCCAACAUGGGGCCCUAUUGAAUGGGUGUAUCCAUCAGAACUUUCCCCCUUACGUCUGCGAGGAAAGGUCGCUGCCUUAUCUACAGCCAGUAAUUGGGCAUUCAAUUUUGCUUUGAGCUAUUUCAUUCCGCCCGCUUUCAUCAACAUCACUUGGACGACAUAUAUUAUCUUUGCCGUGUUCUCCUUCGCCAUGACCCUUCACGUCUUCUUCUUUUUUCCUGAGACGUCAGGGAGGACCUUAGAGGAAGUUGAAGAUGCAUUCAAGGGUGUUCAUCUAGCAUGGAGAAUGGGGAAAGACAAAUUCAGGGAUGAAGAGAGAGCACUCGACCAUGAGUCGAAACAAAACCAACGUGAAGAAGUUAUGCACGUUGAGGAUACUCUAAGAUCAAUGUAA
Messenger RNA from Penicillium hordei, 1533 nucleotides. RefSeq lists its product as uncharacterized. The transcript has 4 exons. The coding region runs from base 1 to 1533 and encodes 510 amino acids. Gene Ontology annotation, biological process: carbohydrate transport; transmembrane transport. Gene Ontology annotation, molecular function: carbohydrate:proton symporter activity. The record is from RefSeq and is a predicted model, not a curated record. Gene Ontology annotation, cellular component: membrane. Lineage: Eukaryota; Fungi; Ascomycota; Eurotiomycetes; Eurotiales; Aspergillaceae.